Messenger RNA from Macadamia integrifolia, 435 nucleotides. Its product is annotated as egg cell-secreted protein 1.4-like. Gene Ontology annotation, biological process: regulation of double fertilization forming a zygote and endosperm; double fertilization forming a zygote and endosperm; regulation of protein localization to cell surface. The record is from RefSeq and is a predicted model, not a curated record. Lineage: Eukaryota; Viridiplantae; Streptophyta; Magnoliopsida; Proteales; Proteaceae. The transcript has a single exon. Bases 1 to 435 code for a protein of 144 amino acids. Gene Ontology annotation, cellular component: vesicle; extracellular region.
AUGAGUGGGUUACUAUUGAUUCUUGCAUGCACAAGCAUGUCAACUUAUGCUGCUACUUCAACUACUACUUCUGACUUAUCCAAGGUUACACUGAAAGUACCAAUUGCAGGUUUAGAUACACCUUUCAAAGGAAACCCAUUCAUUGGAAUCCUACCACCUGGGCUUAAUCCAAAGGUACAGCAUUGCUGGUUAUCCCUUCACAGCACAACAGGGUGUGUGCAACAGAUAUUUAACUUCCUUUGGCUUGCCCCACCAAACCCUCUUACACUGGAAUCUGAUUGUUGCAAGGCCAUUACUGAAGUUAACAACAAUUGCUGGCUUGUAAUGUUCCCUUUCUACCCACAACUUCCAAACAUACUCAACGGUCAUUGUGUUAAAGUUGGAGGAAUUGCACCCAAUGUCGGCCCAACAGAUGCUGCUGCACCCAGCUCUUAG